AGGCGGGGAGUGCGGAACCAGAGACUCUGCAUGUUGAGUAAACAUGUAUGAGGUUGCCUGCCACAAAAACGGGAGUAUUUUUUUAACCUUUGCGGAACGUUAUCGCGGUAUGUGGAUCAAAUGGCAAGUAAUGCAUAGCACUGUUACCAUCGUUAAUGAUGUUACUAAGCGAUAAUUGCGCAUGUCAUUUUGUUUGACAGAGAGAGAUGAGUGCUGUGAAUCGUUCUCCCUCCAUCCUAUUAGUAAUACCCGGUGAUGAUCAUGAUGGCAAUUACUGCCCCUAAUAAUCACAGCGCGAGAUUUGGCGCCGCUCAUGUUGCCGUUUGUAUCAGUUCGAUGUUGCGUGAGCGCGAACAUUGUGUCAGAUAGUGUUCUGUUCAUUGCUCGUUUGGCUCUGUGAGCGUGUCUGGUCGCAAUAUUCUCCGUGCGCUCUCCUUUAGGUAUAGCAGUGUGUCAGUGAGAGAUUGUGUCCAGGCGAGUUGGUGAACUGUCAUUCGAUUUAUGUCCAAUUGGUUCGAGGCCGAAGAUGGCGAGGCUAGGGGGUAUGCACGCUCAGUGCCCGUGAAGCUCGACUGUCAGCUGCACAGCAUUCACCAAGGCAGUCACCGUCGCCCUGUACAUCGGAGGGAUUCGAACAUCGCGCAGGUAUAGAUUAAUUCAGUUUUCUGAAUAUAUACACAAUCGUAGAAAUGUUUUAACUUGCGUUCAAUCUGUUCGCAAGUCAGAACGGGUGAAGAAUCUGUUGCGCAUCGAAAGACCCGGCAAGCCUUGGGUGGUACCGCAGGUACCGCAGCUUGAAGACGAGCACUUGUGCCUACCAAGUUACCCUAUCAUUAUCAUCGUUCUGCGAGGAAAAAAACUAUUUUCUUGGAAAGCGUGUUGGUGAAUAAGUUCAGAGGCUCCCUCUCAACCCGUAGCGACGUACACACAGGAGUGCCCAAGUCGGCGGCACAGACGCUGACUCUGCGUCCGGCAGGUUAGGGCCUGGACCUCCGCCAGUCGUGACUCUUGGCGCCAGCCAGCAAACAAACCGUCGCUGUGUGGGGACUGCUUGUUUGGACGGCAUCCCUCCUCCGCAGCACCAACAACCAGUACAAGCCCGUGCUUGCAGGUGCAUGACCUGAAGCUCAGCCACAAACCAGAGGCAGACAGGUACACGGGGAAAACAUCAGAAUGCAGGUGUCAUUCGCCUGUACAGAACACAACCUCAAGAGCCGCAGUGAGGACCGGCUGUGUGGCCUUCGCACCGCCCCACCACCGGGCGGUGGCAGCGGCGGGGGGAGCGGCCAGGGAAGCAACGGGAACUACAACGUCCAGAACGUGACCAAGACUCAGCUCCGGGAGCAGUCGGGGUCCCGGCUCGUCCCGCAAGGCCACGCCCACAUGAAGGAGGCCAUCGGCAGACACAGCAACAUGAAGUACAGGAACCUUGGGAAGUCUGGGCUGCGAGUUUCCUGUUUGGGUCUAGGCACCUGGGUGACCUUCGGUUCUCAGAUCUCAGAUGAGAUGGCAGAGAACCUGAUGACCAUAGCAUAUGAGAAUGGGGUGAAUCUUUUUGACACGGCAGAGGUCUACGCCUCGGGCAGGGCUGAGAUCACUCUCGGGAACAUCAUCAAGAAGAAAGGAUGGAGGAGAUCCAGUUUUGUAGUGACAACCAAGAUCUACUGGGGAGGACAAGCAGAAACAGAGAGAGGGCUCUCCAGAAAGCAUAUCAUUGAAGGUCUUCGAGGAUCCUUGUCCAGACUGCAGUUAGAAUAUGUCGACAUUGUCUUCGCCAACCGUAAUGAUGUCAACAGCCCAAUGGAAGGUCAGGGAUGGUCACAUUCAAGAUUCUAUACAGUGUCUGUGGUUUAUAAUGACAAGAUUUCACUUGACAUUUCACUUCACUUAUGGUGUGUGUGUGUGUGUGUGUGUGUGUGUUCUGUGCCCUUUGCAGAAGUCGUGCGUGCAAUGACCUUUGUGAUAAACCAGGGCAUGGCAAUGUACUGGGGAACAUCCCGGUGGAGCGCCAUGGAGAUCAUGGAGGCGUACUCAGUGGCACGCCAGUUCAACCUGAUCCCACCCGUGUGUGAGCAGGCUGAGUACCACUAUUUCCAGAGGGACAAGGUGGAAGUCCAACUGCCUGAACUCUAUCACAAGAUAGGAGUGGGAGCUAUGACCUGGUCCCCACUGGCCUGUGGGCUGAUCACUGGAAAGUACAGUGACGGCGUUCCAGACUGCUCCCGGGCCGCUAUGAAAGGCUACCAGUGGCUGAAAGAGCGUGUGAACAGUGAGGAGGGCCGCAGACAGCUGGCCAAAAUCAAAGAGCUCCACCUGCUGGCUGACAGAAUGGGUUGCACUGCUGCACAACUAGCUAUUGCCUGGUGUCUGCGUAGUGAGGGGGUCAGCUCCGUGCUCAUGGGCGUGUCGAACACAGACCAGCUCAUCGAGAACCUGGGGGCCCUGCAGGUGCUCACCCAGAUGACACCCCAGGCAGUGAGCGAGAUCGACGCUCUGCUGGGAAACAAACCUCACUCCAAAAAAGAGACGCGUGCAUGAAGAAAACGAUGGCAAGUGAGACAGAAAGAUGGAGACUGUGUCGAAUGCAGAAAGAUGGAGACUGUGUCGAAUGCAGAAAGAUGGAGACUGUGUCGAAUGCAGAAAGAUGGAGACUGUGUCGAAUGCAGAAAGAUGGAGACUGUGUCGAAUGCAGAAAGAGGAAUGCAAGACGAGGGAGAGAGAGAGAGGAGGACGCCACAGAGAGGAACAUCGCUUCUUUGCCCUCCUGCAUAACCAAUAAAACCUGCAUGUCUUCUGCAACAUUGUGCUUCCAGUAUUUGCGCACAACCCUUCUGCGCAUCUCUUUAUAUCUUAUAUUAACAACAACAACAAAAAAAAGGAUAUCCUACUCUGAGCUUCGACGACAACAAUAGCAUUGACAAAACAAACAAAAGAUCACACAUGAAACACGGCCAGGCUUAUUUCAUUUCUGUACAUGGACAGAGGGCGGUGUGUAUGCAUUUCAGUCUCUGUCUUCCAGGAAUAGAGUUGAUGGAACAGGGAUCGUUUGAAACAGAAAGAGAUGAACAUGUGACUGGCAGCAACUCUAAACAAACACCUCCCUCUCUCCUUCCUUUCUCCUCUCCCUCUGAACAGAACAGAGACGAUUAUCCAAGACAGAAGAGUGGGAUCAUUUCACUGCCACAAUGCAAGAGUGAUACAAGAUUAAUCUUUCCUCCUUUUCUGAAUGGAUGAGUGAUUGAGUCUGUGUGUGUGUGCACGUGUUAGAAGAAUGUAUGGUUGUAGAUGCUGUGUGUGUAUGAAAAUGAACCUAUGUGAAUAUAUGUCUGAAUAUGUGUUUUGCACAGUACUGCCAGGCUAGACAUGUACGAUCUAUUGUAUCUGGUACCAGGUGUAGUGAGGUGCUAUGUGUAGCACUGUAUGUGUGUAUGUCUUUGUAUGUGUGUGUGAGAGAGACAGUCUACUGCCAAUUUGUGGCACUGUGCAUCAGUAAAAACACAAGUCUUCCUCCCCUCUCCCUUCCUAUUGUAAAACUGUGUUAAAACUGUGCGCAUGACCCUUUAAGAGAGAACAGGUUUCCCACGUGGGGUGAAGAGUGUUGGUAUGGCAUGGCUUUUUUUGUGGUAUAUAUGUACAUUCAUUGCACCUCAUCUGUAAACAGCCUCUGCCUUGUCUUUUUGCACUACCUAGUUCAGGGUCCAGAUGUAGAGAGAGUGCAAGGUCUUCUAUGACCUUAAGAUGGCAUUUAUGUUUUUAUGUAUGUGGACAAAACAAAAACUUUCUCUGCGACGAUGACAAUGAGAAGAAUCCUCCGCCAUGCAGUUGUAUUUAUGUACACAUGAAUGAGUUAUCGAAUUUAGCUACAGAUGGUCAAGAAAGUGUCCUCGGUAUUCAUAUGAGAGUAUCAAUGGAGAUGCUGCUGGAAGUUAUUAGUUGUCAGAGACAGACGCUGGCUCACACUCUGUGAUGGAAAAGCAGCCGUCAGGCACAGCUUUGUGUUCCACUGAACUACCACACUCAGUUUGUGUGUGGAAGUUCUAUCACAAAACACAGUGAAGGCUUGCAUAAACAUGUUAGUUUGGUGAGGGGUGCCAUGUCUUGCUUACAAUAGAUGAAGCUAUCUUUGAUCAUUUGGUAGAAUUUGCAAGUCAGUGCUGACAUCUAGAAGACUGCUUCCAUUUUUUUCACUGAUUUUUGUUUUGCGCUGUUUGUUUGUAGCAAAGGAUUCAUCUCAGCCGUUUGUGCCACUUUCUACAACUGAAGGAUAAUCAGGAUUGAUUUGCAAGAAAGAAUUUUGUACAUGAAAAGGGUGAAUUGAUGUGACAUUAGAAACCUAUGAUUUCAUGUGAAUCAUAAAAACAACUGAGCUAUUUCAUAAUUUGUUGGUUAGUCCAUACGAACAAUGAAAAGAGGUCAUGUUCUAUCGAUUCAGUUUGUUGGUCAUCAGGUCAGUUAAUUUAAAUCAAACUUGGCAUUCUGUAUGCAAUUUCCUUGAUGAAGUUAUUUUUGUCCACUCUGGUUCUCAGCCAAGUGUUAGUGUACAUAAUGACGACUCACGAGAACUGGAUGAGAUUUAGCAUUAGAACCACGCUUCAGUCUGCUUUUUGAUCAGGAGCUUACCCAGAAUGGUAUGUGAAGUCACCAUGUUAAAGCAGUUUGGGGUUGAAAUUCCUCUGGCUACUGUGUAUCACUCUAUCAAUGGUCAAGUCAGCAAUUCUCCUGUUAAACUGUGCCGACCAGUUCUGGUGUUUGUUUAUUUCACAGUUGUCCAUGGCUUAUGUAAGUAAUGUACUUGAGUUGCUUUUGAAGAGAACUCUGUUUUGUUUUUUACGAAUGACAUUAGAGAUGCCAGAAUAUAAAAUAUUGCUUUCUAAUAUCAUAUUGUUUGCAGAAACAUAGUGAAACAGAAGGACAACCAACCAAUGUAUAUAAACAUUUAGUGCACUCCUAAAUGCUAUAUAUUUGCCUGUACAUCCUUUAUUUUACUGUUAUGCAAGAAAAAGAGAAAGAAAAGAAGAAAAAAAAGCUUGAACGUAUUGUGUUUUGCCUGUCUCCAAAAUA
Molecule: messenger RNA, 5061 nt
Organism: Alosa sapidissima (American shad)
Lineage: Eukaryota; Metazoa; Chordata; Actinopteri; Clupeiformes; Clupeidae
Product: voltage-gated potassium channel subunit beta-3
Exons: 13
Coding region: 1174-2538 (454 amino acids)
Biological process (GO): potassium ion transport; regulation of potassium ion transmembrane transport; transmembrane transport
Cellular component (GO): cytoplasm; membrane; voltage-gated potassium channel complex
Molecular function (GO): transmembrane transporter binding; voltage-gated potassium channel activity; potassium channel regulator activity
Source: RefSeq, a predicted model, not a curated record